This is a messenger RNA of Sorghum bicolor (sorghum), 2876 nucleotides long. Its product is annotated as zinc finger CCCH domain-containing protein 16. The record is from RefSeq and is a predicted model, not a curated record. The transcript has 10 exons. Gene Ontology annotation, biological process: mRNA splicing, via spliceosome. Gene Ontology annotation, cellular component: spliceosomal complex; U2AF complex. Bases 77 to 2380 code for a protein of 767 amino acids. Gene Ontology annotation, molecular function: pre-mRNA 3'-splice site binding; metal ion binding. Lineage: Eukaryota; Viridiplantae; Streptophyta; Magnoliopsida; Poales; Poaceae.
UGCGAACCCCGACCCAGACGCCUAUGCGAUCGCGCACGACACUUCCGGCGACACCGAAUCGAGGAGCUCGCUCGCCAUGUCGUCGGCCGUAACGGCGGGCGGUGGCGCCGCCGCCGCCGAUGGUGCCCCGGAGGCGGCGGCGACGGCGCUGACAAGGAGGGAGAAGCGGAGGGAGCGGAAGAAGGAGCGCCGCCGGAGGGCGCGGAGGGAGGCCGCGGCGCGCGCGCGCGCGGCGGCCGAGGCGGAGGCGCCCGCGGCCACCGACCCCGAGGAGGAGCGCCGCCUCCUCGAGAUCCAGGAGGCCGAGGCGGCUGCGGAGUCCGAGCGUGCGCGCCUCGCCUUCGAGGACGCCGAGCGUCGGUGGCUCGAGGCUGCCGCUGCCCGCGCCGCGGAGAAGGCCGCGGCUGCUGCGGCCGAAGAGGAGGCCAGGGCUGCCGAGGCUUCUGCUCGAAAGGAGCCUAAAGAUGACCAAGGAAACCAGUCAGAAGAAGAUAGUGAAUGGGAAUAUGUUGAAGAUGGCCCAGCAGAAAUUAUAUGGAAAGGAAAUGAGAUCAUUGUGAAGAAGAAAAAGGUUAAAGUACCAAAAGGGUCCAAGGAAAAGCUGCCAGUUCAAGAGGAAGAUAGACCUACAUCAAAUCCGCUCCCACCACAGUCUGUUGCUUUUGCUGCUCAGAGGAGAGAACCUUCUUUGUCUGCUCAAGAAGUACUUGACAAAGUUGCUCAAGAGACACCGAAUUUUGGAACAGAGCAGGAUAAGGCCCAUUGUCCAUUUCACCUCAAGACAGGGGCUUGUCGCUUUGGAGUGCGCUGCAGUAGGGUUCAUUUUUACCCUGAUAAGUCAAGCACAUUGCUAAUGAAAAACAUGUAUAAUGGUCCAGGCCUUGCUUUGGAUCAAGAUGAAGGACUUGAGAUUGCAUGUUCUUUCGUGUUAUCUUCAGAACUUCGACUUGAGGCAUACAGUGAUCAGUUCACAGAUGAAGAGAUUGAACAAAGCUAUGAAGAAUUUUAUGAAGAUGUACAUACAGAAUUUCUGAAAUUUGGUGAACUUGUGAACUUCAAGGUAUGUAGAAAUGGAUGUUUCCAUCUUCGAGGAAAUGUUUAUGUGCACUAUAAAUCGUUGGAUUCAGCUCUUCUUGCCUACAGCAGCAUGAAUGGACGCUAUUUUGCUGGAAAGCAGAUAACAUGUGAAUUUGUUGCCGUGACAAGAUGGAAGGCUGCCAUAUGCGGUGACUACAUGAGGUCAAGAUACAAGACAUGUUCACAUGGAGUUGCGUGUAAUUUUAUUCACUGUUUUCGCAAUCCUGGAGGAGAUUAUGAGUGGGCUGAUUGGGACAACCCUCCUCCUAGAUACUGGAUUAGGAAGAUGACUGCUCUUUUUGGCCCCUCAGUUGAUACUAUGUAUGAAAAGGAGAGUGAUACCCCCAAUUUUAAAAGUUCAGAGGGCUCUGAUAGGAAGAAACUGAAAAUUUCCAGCAAUAGAUAUGUUUCAAGAGGAUCUAGGGACGAAGAUGUGCAUACACGACACUCUCAAGAUUAUUCACACUCUAAGCAAGAACAUAGUAGCCACAGCAUGAAUUAUGAGUACAAACGACAUAGAAGAGAUUCUUCAUCAGUAGAUAAGCACCGAAGGAGAGAUGUUGAAGAUACAAAUGGCAGACAAUUUUCAACCAUGGAAAAUGACAGUGAGUCCCAUAGGCACAAGCAUGAAGAAAGGCAUAGAAGUGAUCAUGGUAAUGGAGAGAAAAAAGAUGACAAAACUAGGCCUAGGAAGCACUGUUCUGAUAGGCGUGGAAGUUUGGAGCCUGGAUAUUCCGAUUGGCCUUCAGACUUCACUGAUACAGACAUCAGGAAGGGUUCUUCAGGUGAGAAGUCCACUAGCAGGUACGAGUAUGAUGAUGCCAAAAGGAGCAGGAGGGGAUCGUCGGAGUACUACAAUCUUGAAAGACACCACUCUACAGCUCAAAAACCAACAGGAAAGGAGCACAACACUAAAAGACGCUCGAGACGUGACAUUGAAGAUUAUUAUCAUGAUGAGAAAGAUGGCGGAAGAGGGAAAUCUCGAAAGCAUGAUCGGUGGGUAGCCACAAAUAGCGAUGUUGAUUCGGAUGUAGAUAGAUACCAGAGUUCAAGCUGUAAAGGCACUAGGUCGGGAAGGAAGGAGGAUGCUCAUCCAGACAGUGAAGCUUGGCAUCAGAGGUCAAGUAGAAGUACAAAGGAUGACAGGAGAAGGAAGCGGCACAGCGGUACUGAAGAGGGUACCUCAGAAUCAAGCAGUGGAGAUUUGAGCUCUGAUUCAGGGAGCCGUAGAUCGAGAAGCAGCGAGAACUUUUCAGCACACAGGUCAAAGAGGAAGCGAAGUGUGGGCAAGAAGUCUAGUUAGUGGUAAACAGUACGCGUGUGUGUGCAUUUAUAGAGGAUAGAUACCCAUGUUUUGCUGAGUUUACCCUCCCAUUCACUUUGUUAGCUAUCCUAGGUCUGUUUGGUUUAGCCUUGAGUUGUAAAAAAGCUGUUGGGAGCUGUGAAAAAGUUACAGUGAGCUAUGUGUAGUAGAAAAACUGUUUGGUUAAAACAAGUAUAAAACCUACCUCUUCUCUCUAUCUUGCUUGAAACAGCUGUGAAGCAGCUCUCUAUUUUCACAUAUUUCAAAAAGUAGAAAGCCAAAAGUAAGGUUCAAGGGAAGUAGUUUCAGAUUUCACCAUUUUGUAGUUGCUUUCUGGUUUUUUAGCAGCAGAAGCAUUUUUUAGGAGCUCAACCAAACACAGCUCGCCGUUUUUUUGGCUUAUAAGUUCUGUUACUAUGCACUGCAUUGGUGCGGUUAAUGACAUUGCUCAAUUCCAGACCCGUUCUUGGCUGUGUUAAUAUAUGUGUAUUAUUUC